This is a messenger RNA of Symbiodinium sp. CCMP2456, 2760 nucleotides long. Lineage: Eukaryota; Dinophyceae; Suessiales; Symbiodiniaceae. The record is from the annotation of a GenBank genome assembly.
AUGUUUCGAUCAGUGUCACACCUGCACGUGCCCGAAGAUUUGAGGCCGGGUCCAGAAGAGGAUGGUGCUCUAGAAGAGAAUCUCAAGACCUUCGUCCGCAGCGUGGGCCAUCGCAUCUCUGACAAGAAGCUCGAUCGCUCCUCAAGGGUCCUGGCGCGCUUGCGCGUUGGAGUGCCGCAGCACUUGAUGAAGAGGGUCACGGAGGAGCAUGCAGAGCUAACAGACGUGGAUGGUAAAACACUGAGGUUCACUUUGGAAUUGACCGACAACGUUACCGUCAAGAAGGACGGUAAGAAAAUUGCCGACGUUCCUCCUGGUCAGAAGGUGCGAUACGAGACAAAGGCGGGACAGAGCACGGGAGUCCUGAAGUUGCCAGGCAAGGACGUCACAGUGCGUGUAAGCGAGGAUGAUGACAUUCGGCAGGUGUUGGGACUGUUCCGCACAUCGAAUGAUGCAGCGGGUACUGACAAAAAGCCCAAAAAAAGUGGCCAUGCUGACGAGCAUGACCAGGACUCCGGGGGGGCUUUUCUGCUUGUGAAGUUCAAAGCUCCUGGAGUGGUGUAUUGGGCCCCGCCCGAGAAGCAGGCUAUUUGGGAGGAGCCUGGCGCACUGCUUUUCCUUGUCAAGGUGGAUGCCACGGGAGAGAUUGUACCGGUUCGUGUCCCGUCUUUCGACCUGCGCUUUGAGCACGAGACGGCCUGGUAUCCGGUCAAAACUCUCGCUCCCGACAACGGAUUCAGCAAAGAGAUGUUGAACAAGGUGAAGCCGGCUAAGGCGAAGGAGCUCCACACUGAGCCAGUGGCAAAUCGUUUGAAUCAGGUGGACAAGAAGGACGUCGAUGAUGACCCUGAACCAGACGGGCACUCAGUUCCCGUCUUCGUCACCAAGAACGCCUUCUGUUGCCGAAUAAAGCAGCGACCGGGACUUCAGCACUUUGACAGGCUGAGGACCAAGAAUUGGUUCAAAACAAGCCUUUGUAAGGUCUUUCCCGAGGUGGACAACAUUUUCCUGGCCGAGUCCCCCGACUACAGUCAGGCACACGCUGCAAGGCAUUUUUUCCUGGACAGAUGCCUAAACGUCAGGAAGCCCAUGGUGCGAAGUGAGGAUCGGGCGGAGACUUGCAUUCUGAAGGGCCAUGUGGAAGUCACCAAGGUCGAAGAAAGCAAGGCGCAAGACGACAGUGACACAGGAAGGUGGCUGUUGCCGGUGCGCAGACUCUGGGUGCAGACAGACAUUAUCGUAAGGGUCUGCAUCCUCACAGUGCGUGGCCUCACCCUCGAUCAGGGCCUCAAGCUCACCGACGACAGCAGCGUGUACGCCGUUGCGAAAGUCAACGGGAUGCCGGACCACCUGCAGCGGAAGUCCCACGCGAGAAUGGUGCUGGAAGACGGGUCUGGAUGUGAUUUCUACGCGAGUGUCGAGAUCCAGACAAGCGUCCCUGGCGUGGGAAGUCUGCAGAUCGAGGUAAGGGCAGAUGUGGGAACUUACACUCGACAGGAGGUGAUGUUGGGCAGAGCAGUGAUCGACAUUGAGGACAGGUGGCUUGCACUUCAAGCAAGAGACAUGCGUGAGGUCAUGAACAAGAAGUGGAUCGAUCAGAACUUGUCACCUUCGGAACCCGUGGAACCAGAGCCUGACAAAAAGGGGACUAAAGCUCGACCAUCAGCAGGCCCAGGCGGGAAGGAAUCUGUUCGAGAUUCCGACAAGAUCCAGCCGGCCCUAGCGCCAAGUCAGCUCGAGCCCAUAGAGACGACCGAUCUCUUCUCCACGAAGAAGCAUCAGGAAAACAGGCGGGUAGGGAGCUUGCGCUGCUGGGUGGACAUGGGCUCUCUGCAGCAUCCGCCGCCGCAGGUCGACUUCAGGCACGUGCCGCAGGCAGAAUAUGAGAUUCGUAUGCUCGUGAAGAAUGUGACAAACAUCACUCAGUUCAAGGACUUUGGCGAGAGGAAUGAUGUUCGGGUGGUGGCCUACGUGAAGAUGAAAUCUCAAGGCCAAGAGCCCGUUUCCCUGAAGCUCCAGACGGACGUCCAUAAGUACGCCAGGUAUACGGCAUCCUUUAACUGGCAAUGGGCCUUCAGGGUUACGGCCCCGCUGCAGUACUGCUACAUCGUUCUGAGCUUGGUUGACGAGGACACCUUGACGGAGGCAGACCUUAUGUAUGCUCCCAAGGAAUUGCCAUUGGAUUACUUAGUCAUGUAUGCGCACGAGAAGAAAUCAGAAGGUGAAGAUCUUCCGGGUCCCGUGAGGAAACAGGUGAUUUUUGACGCUGAAUCAGGGCAGCGAGCCCUUGAGCUGGAACCUCCGCCUAUGGUUCAUCCAAAAUGUGCACCGUGCGUGAGGUGCUUGAAAAGCUGCUGUGACCGCUUGCGGGCAUGCUGCCGGAGCUUCUUGCGAUGCUGCUCCUGCUUUUGCUGCUGCUGCAUCAGACGGGAGCCGCGGCAAGUGGCACCGGCAUACCUCAACCUGCAGGUCGAGAUUGUCAGUGCAGAAGAAGCUGAUCUCCACGAGAUUCCGAAGGACUGCCAAGUCAGCCCUCCGGAAGACCGCAUGGGCACCUUCCAGGCUGUCACGAACCCCCUUGGGUUCAUAUACAACUACUUGGGGCCGACGAACUAUUUCUUUAUCAGAAGGACCAUGAUCCUCAUCUUCUUCUUCCUGAGUGUUCUGGUGGUCCUCGCCUGCGUCUACCUGAUCCUCCAGAUUGUCAUGCCAGGGCUCGAGAUCUACGAUCGAUUCCAACCUACACCCAACGCGAAUUAG